Messenger RNA from Oreochromis niloticus (Nile tilapia), 3438 nucleotides. RefSeq names its product endonuclease/exonuclease/phosphatase family domain containing 1 (gene eepd1). The record is from RefSeq and is a predicted model, not a curated record. The transcript is spliced from 7 exons. Lineage: Eukaryota; Metazoa; Chordata; Actinopteri; Cichliformes; Cichlidae. Gene Ontology annotation, cellular component: plasma membrane. Bases 215 to 1987 code for a protein of 590 amino acids. Gene Ontology annotation, molecular function: DNA binding. Gene Ontology annotation, biological process: DNA repair.
UGCGCCGGUGUGGAGCUUGGCACUUGACAGACUUCUCCAGCAACGAUUUGUAUUGAUGUGACCAAAGGCGAGUGAGGUGGAGGCUGACCCGUGCGCGGUCACACUGCGCAAUACCGGAGGGCAAAGUUUGCCUGCUCUGAUCUGCAGCUUGUGACUCGGAGGACUGCUGUGUGCGGCAGGAACCAGGGCUGAGCGCAGGGCUCGGGUGGUGCGUAUGUCCAAUAUUAUCUUUAAUGAAUGCUGCCGUGUAACCGCCGUGUUUCAGAACGUACUCUCUGGCGUGGGCCUCCGCCUGUCCACUGCACUGAUCCUAGCCAUGGGUGGGAGUCUGGGUUGCCACCGCUCCAUCCCCAAAGACCCCACUGAUUUCAGCUGCGGCAAGCGCAAAUUCAGCGCCGCCUGCAACUUCAGCCACAUUCUGGUGAAUCAGGAGCGGCUGAACAUUAACACCGCCACCGAGGAGGAGCUCAUGACUCUGCCGGGAGUUAAUCGCACAGUUGCGCGGAAUAUCGUGCAGUACCGGGACUGUAUCGGUGGCUUUAAAAAGGUGGAGGACCUAGCGCUGGUAAGCGGGGUCGGGGCCACCAAGCUGGAGGUGAUCAAACUGGAAAUCUGCGUUUCUAGCAGGACCAGUUCUUCCCAACACUCUCCGUCGUCACUGCGCAAAGACUUGGACUCUCAGUUCUACACCGGGAUGAACAUCAACACCGCCACCCCGGCGCAGCUCAUGAGCAUUCGAGGUAUCACGGAAAAGAUUGCAAAGAACGUGGUUUCGUAUCGCUCGGAGCACGGCCCGUUUAAAAGCAUCGAGGACCUGGUAAAGGUGAAGCACAUCAACAGCUCGCUGCUCGACAAAAUCCGGUUCCAAGUUUUCGUGGAGCGCUCCCGGGCACCCUCCACCAACACGAACGCAGGGCUCCCCGGCACCACCAAGUGUCACCCAAGCCCCUCUUCCUUUAGUCUCGGCAGCGACGACUUGGACCUCCCACCUGGAGGCCCGACCCAGAUCGUCUCUGUGCGGCCGAAGGUGGAUCGCCCGCUGGGGCUCCGGGACGGGAAGCCCGUGGUGCGCGUGGCCACCUGGAGCCUGCAGGGCUGCUCGUGCGACAAGGCUAACAACCCGGGGGUCAGGGAGGUGGUGUGCAUGACCCUGCUCGAGAAUGAUAUCAAGUUACUGGCAGUGCAGGACCUGCUGGAGCACGAGGCUGUUGAUAAGUUCUGUGCAGAGUUAAAUCAAGGAACACUUGCCAGCUUACAGAAGUGGAAAUGGCCACGAGGGCUGUGGAAAAGUGUUGUGUCGGAAAAACCCACCGGACAUUCCAGCAAGGGAGUGAGCUACUCGGGUUUUUUGUGGGAUAGCUCAUCAGGAAUUGAUCUGAAGGAUGCCCUCGUCUUGGAGUCUCCUGCUGCCAAUGGAAAUGGGAGUCAUAUACACCAUCCACUCUAUAUGGCUCACUUUUUAAUCGGUUCAUUUGAGCUGACAGUGGUGAACGUCCACAUGCAAGCCCCUGCUUCACCAGAGCAGUCCGGUGGCAAAAACCAAAACUCUGAUGAAGCCAAGUGUCAACGCCUCCCUCCCAGCAUCCAGGGAACACUAAAAGGUGAAAAGGAUCUACUAGUGUUGGGCAAUUUUGGUUGCUCUCCUCAGAGCUCAGAGCUGGACACACUGAGAAAGGAGAAAUUCUGUCCCCUGAUUCCAUCCACUCAGUUCACCAACAUCACCACCUGCUCACCACAGGGCACCCGCUGCUUGGACAACAUCUGGGUCAGCCGUUCCCUACAGAAGAUAUAUUCAGGCCACUGCAGGGUGGUUCGGGAAGGCUUAACUAACCCCUGGAUCCCAGAUAACUGGUCAUGGGGCGGUGUGGCCUCUGAUCACUGCCCUGUGUUUGCAGAAUUUUAUGCAGACCUACCUCCUAAGGAGCUUAGCAGACCUGGUAUGGCAGUGGUGGACAGGGGAGACAUUCUGCCCAAACAUGAGCGGUGACAUCAGCUGCAGUCAAGACAGAACUGGAUGACAUGAAAAAGAUUUGAACCUUUCAGGAUUCUACUUUAUCUGGGUUUGCUGUGGUGCAGUUUCCUACAGAAUGUGAAGAAGUGCCAAGAUUGCCUUUUGGGUUUCAGGUUAUCAAUGUAAAAUCGUAAAUGAGAAAUAUUCAAGCCAUAACAAAUGUUUAGACAAAAAUAUGAUGUAUUUUAAAAGAAAUGUGCCAAACAUUUUAUAUAUGUAUAGAAAAAUAAAAAUAAAUUGAUAGAUGUUCAAGGUCUGUACAAACUCUUAUUGAUACAGUUUAAGCAGCAUCUGUAUGACCCUGCUCUCUUUAUAGGCGCUGCUGUGUCCUUCAUCUUUUAUAUUUCACUGGAGAGUAAGAUUCAGUCUCAGCUGCUGAGCUCAUGAAGGCUGUGUGCUUAAUUAUAAAGUGAAGCUUGUGUGCAUGUGAACUGCCAUACUUCCCUGAGAUGGCAAUAACAUUGCCAGGCACAGUGACAUCACAGGGCAUUGCUGCUGCCCUUAAAACUGGUCAUUAACCACCUUCACAAUACUGCUUUUGAAAUUAAACAGCUGACUAACACAGACUUGCGUUAUACUGCUCAGCACGAUGCACACACAGUGUUUUAAAAGCACUGUUUAUGUGCACGGACACCUUUCUGGGCUGCUGUUGCCGACUGGCUCACCUGGCUCUUUCAUUCUGCUUUGGCACACAUCGCUGUUCUCUCUCAGCUCCUCUCUGCCUCCACAUCCUGUGUGCUGCUCAAAUAGGGGAGGCAUGAUCUGAUGAUGAUCCCUAACUGCAUUGGCCAGCCUCCUCUGGCACUGCCCCCUGAACCCACUGCACCCCCCCCUUCUUUUUGUUGCCCUGUAACGCAGAAGACAAAGUGGGGGAUAUGGUAUAUUUUACCACAUGAGCUUUGAGCUCUUUUUCAAGUCUUACUGACCUUAUUGACCUUACUGACAAAGCACUUUACACAGCAAUCAAAUCAGAAAUUGACUCUAAGCAGUCAUGUGAUCCCAUGACAGCAGAGAUGAGCUAGUGAUGAUUGGAUAACUCCUCAUGAAGUGAUUAAUGUGUUGCUCAAUAGUGAGACCUGCUGGAUUUAAAAAGUUACUGCAGCCAACCUGGAGAAAGAACUUGGCCCAUGAUUCUGAUACCAGGAGAUCAAAUCUGUGACAAAUAAUCCUGUUUAGAUAACCAUAAAAUACAAAGUGAAGUGCAUGUAUUCCAAUUAAUUUAUUAUAACAAAAUGAAUAUGGUUGACUAAUACAGUAUAUCUAAUAUAUCUGUUUUGUAAUGGUCUAAGGAGCUUGGAAAGAAGAAUAUUUUGUGAUGAAGUAUAAGUGAAAAGCAUGAAAUAAAAAUGAAAGUUUUAUUAAGGAAAUAUAAGUGCUUGUCACAGUGGGAGUGAUUGUACUUGUGUGUGAGGAGGAGAAGGUUUACA